AUUUCCUGCGGUGCCUUACUACCGGUACCGACUUGACCGAAAUAUCAUUCAAGUCAUCAUGAUUGCUCGGAUAAAUGCCAUGUAUCGGGGAUCGAAAAAGUUGCUCAUCUUUCUUGUUGUAGCCUUGCUAGCUUGCACGAUCACCUCCGGAGUUUUGAUGGUAAUUGGAACCCGGGGUAUCUCGACGCAGGAGACCACCCUUUCCGCCGGCUACCAUAUCUGCAUCAUCGAAUUUGACACAUCCAUGAUAAAUUUGGAUUACGAGAGUCUGGUAUCCACUGCUGCGUGGGAGAUCCUCAACUUGUUUCUCGCAGUCUGGAUUGUCAUACGGCACUUCCGGGAACUGCGACAAUCGACGAUAGAAUUGACCAUCGGGGAUUAUUUCAGGAUAUUAAUAGAGAGUCACACAUUUUACUUUCUAGCGUCAGUUCGGUUAGCCUAAGCUAAUAUCUUGUUUCACUAGAGUUCCGUAUUUUAUAGCUUUGCUGCUGUGGCUUGCUUCG
Messenger RNA from Suillus subalutaceus, 503 nucleotides. RefSeq lists its product as uncharacterized. The transcript is spliced from 2 exons. The annotation marks the transcript as partial. The record is from RefSeq and is a predicted model, not a curated record. Lineage: Eukaryota; Fungi; Basidiomycota; Agaricomycetes; Boletales; Suillaceae.